GACUGCUCAGAGAAAUGAAAGGAGCUCUUUUCCGAUGUCUGGCAAGGAGAAAGGUGUCAACAUUGCAGGGAGCAACCAGCUGAAGUUCACUGCCGGAGCUGACAGCAGACAUCUGAUGCCAUUUGGAAGGUACACAUCUCAGAAGCGUCUUCAACAUGUUGUGUCGAGUGAUUCUAUGCGUUACUUUGCUUGUUUUCCUCCCGCGGGACAUCUGCUCUUCUGAGGCCGAGAACCGAUCUGCUUCAGACGUCUGUUCAAUGCACACAAUCCUACCUGGACCCAAAGGUGACAAUGGUGAAAAAGGUGGUACAGGCGAGACUGGAAAACAAGGAAAGGAAGGUCCCAAGGGUUUAAGGGGUAAUAAAGGAAUACCUGGUGAUGGAGGUGAUCACGGCCUUAUAGGUAAAAUUGGUCCAAUUGGGAAUAAAGGUGACAAGGGAUACAAAGGUUUACCUGGACUAGCAGGAGGGAAGGGGAAACCAGGCACCUUCUGUGACUGCGGAAGAUAUCGCAGAGCUGUUGGCCACCUGGAUGUAAAAGUCACUCAGCUCAAGUCCUCCUUACAAUUUGUGAAAAAUGUCAUCGCUGGCAUCCGGGAAACAGAAGAGAAGUUCUAUUACAUUGUAAAAGAAGCGAGCAGUUACAGGGACGCCCUGACGCAGUGUCGGAUCAGAGGGGGCACCCUGGCAAUGCCAAAGGACCAAAGCACCAACUCACUGAUGGCGGAGUACCUCUCCAGCCUGGGAUUGUUACGGGUCUUCAUUGGCAUCAAUGACUUUGACAGAGAGAAGCAGUUCAUGUACGUGGACAGAACUCCAGUGCAGGACUACAGCAACUGGAAGGACGGGGAGCCUAACGAUGCCUCGGGCCACGAGGACUGCGUGGAGAUGCUGAGCAGCGGCGCCUGGAAUGAUGUCGACUGUCAGCUGACUAUUUACUUUGUCUGUGAGUUCCUGAAAAAGGCCAAAUAAUCGCCAUAGGAAAUGGCCUUAUGUCCUUAUAAUAUCAUACAUGUGUAAAACCAGUAUAACCGUGCAAUUACAGCUAUAACAUGG
This is a messenger RNA of Bufo bufo (common toad), 1055 nucleotides long. It is a transcript of the gene COLEC10, whose product is annotated as collectin subfamily member 10. NCBI's taxonomy places the organism in Eukaryota, Metazoa, Chordata, Amphibia, Anura, Bufonidae. Bases 156 to 971 code for a protein of 271 amino acids. The transcript has 7 exons. The record is from RefSeq and is a predicted model, not a curated record.